AUGGAGUUGCUGCCCAUUGGCUUUACAAAGAAGCUGGUAAUAAGUUGUCUGCGAAGAGCAAUGUCUCAAAAACCAGGAGAUCUGGUCCUUAGAGUUGAAGGAAGCCAUUUGUUUGCUGCAGUAAUUGUCAGGGAUCUGCUUGUGGCUGCGAGCUUCGUACUCGCUGCUUCUAAAGCAGUUGCGGAUAGAAGAUCUUCUUCUCAAAGAAAGUGGUGGGAUGCUUAUGCAAGAUUGUACAAGAAGGUUGAUAUAAACGUGUGGUGGCUGUAUCUGUUCUUGUCAUCCUUCUCAAAAGGUUUUUUACCGGACACAAAAAGGACGAUAAGGAUCAAGUGGAGUUUAUUGCAGGGAAAACUAGUCUUGGGGAUGCUGUUGAUGGAGCAAUCAAAAUUUUCACUAUUGCAGAAUGUCAUGAUUGUUGUUGUUGCGGUUCCAGAAGGACUUCCAUUAGUUGUCACAUUAACGCUGGCAUACUCGAUGCGAAAAAUGAUGUCGGAUAAAGCGUUGGCAUCAACAAAGAUUUUGGCACGCCAAUUGGUGAGGCUUAGACAACAAAUAGCCAACCUACAAAGUAGUCGGGCUCAAAUGAGGGGCAUAACAACACAUACACAGCAUUAG
This is a messenger RNA of Lactuca saligna, 618 nucleotides long. Lineage: Eukaryota; Viridiplantae; Streptophyta; Magnoliopsida; Asterales; Asteraceae. The record is from the annotation of a GenBank genome assembly.